ACGAUGAAGUGGUAGUAGGAGUGAAAAACCAAGCAAAACCCCCCAAUCCCCAAUGCUCAGAUUCUCCACGCAUUCAUAGCUCCACUCUCCCCAUAUCCGGACCCUUUGGGAAACUCUUCUCGCCAUCGCCUCCAUCACUCACUCUUCAAAGAUAGAAGAAAUUAGGAGGAAGCCAUGAAAAGAGAGCUGGAUCCUAAUCUCCAUUCUCUGGCCGAUUCUUCCAUCACUGCAAGUGCCAGCUCCGGUAGCAGUACUGGUAAAGCUAAGAUGUGUUGGGAAGAUGAGGUCCAACCAGACGGUGGCAUGGACGAGCUCUUGGCUGUGUUGGGUUACCAGGUGAGGUCCUCCGACAUGGCAGAGGUUGCCCAGAAGCUGGAACUUCUUGAGGAUUUGAUGGGUAAUGCUCAGGGUGACGGUCUCUCUCAACUCGCAACCGAUACCGUCCAUUACAACCCCUCCGAUCUCUCGACAUGGCUCCAGAGCAUGCUCUCCGAGUUGAACCCUCCUUGCAAUGAUUUCGACCCCAUCGUGCCGCCUGCUGCCGGUGCCCCGCCCGCUCCACUCGAUGAUUCUUUGCUGGCUCUGGCCGAAUCUUCCACCAUCACCUCCAUCGACUUCGAUAAACAAAACAAUAACAGUCACAACCGAGUCUUCGAGGAAUCCUCUUCUUCGGAUUACGAUCUCAAAGCUAUUCCUGGCAAGGCAAUGUAUAGCCAACCUCAAAGCCAGAUCGAAUAUUCUCCAUCCUCAAGAGACUCCAAACGUUUGAAAUCCUCAUCGGCCUCUGGGUCAAACCCUGAUAUCUCGUUUUCGGGUUCUUCUACUACUGUAGGCGGUGGUUUCACUGUUUCCACCGAGUCAACUCGCCCAGUUGUACUCAUCGACUCGCAAGAGAACGGAAUUCGCCUCGUCCACGCUUUGAUGGCCUGCGCCGAGGCCGUACAACAGAAUAGCCUCGGCCUAGCAGAAGCCCUUGUCAAGCAGAUCGGAUACUUAGCCGUGUCCCAAGCCGGUGCCAUGAGGAAGGUCGCCACGUACUUCGCCGAGGCCCUGGCACGGAGAAUCUACAAGCUUUACCCUAAGAACCCUCUCGACCACUCGCUCUCCGACAUACUCCAGAUGCAUUUCUACGAGACCUGUCCCUACCUCAAAUUCGCUCACUUCACUGCCAAUCAAGCCAUCCUCGAAGCCUUCGAGGGCAAAAAGCGCGUCCACGUUAUCGACUUCUCCAUGAACCAAGGGAUGCAGUGGCCGGCUCUGAUGCAAGCUCUCGCUCUCCGCCCCGGCGGCCCACCCGCUUUUCGCUUGACUGGUAUUGGCCCUCCUGCCCCGGACAAUUCCGAUCAUCUCCAGGAAGUGGGUUGGAAGCUGGCCCAGUUGGCCGAGACGAUUCACGUCGAGUUUGAGUACAGAGGGUUCGUCGCCAACAGCCUCGCGGAUCUCAACGCCUCCAUGCUCGAUCUGCGGCCCAGAGAGGUUGAGUCGGUCGCGGUUAACUCUGUGUUCGAGUUGCACAAGUUAUUGGCUCGGUCCGGAGCGAUCGAGAAAGUGUUUUCAGUGGUAAAGCAAAUGAAGCCGGAUAUCGUGACGGUGGUCGAGCAGGAAGCGAACCACAACGGACCAGUUUUCUUGGACCGGUUCACCGAGUCGCUGCACUAUUACUCCACCAUGUUCGACUCGCUGGAGGGAUCCGUGAGCAAUCAGGACAAGGUGAUGUCGGAGGUCUACUUGGGGAAGCAGAUAUGCAACGUGGUGUCGUGUGAGGGUGUGGACAGGGUCGAACGGCACGAGACGUCGGUUCAGUGGCGGGCUCGGCUGGGAUCUGCCGGGUUCGAGCCGGUUCAUCUCGGGUCAAACGCAUUCAAGCAAGCUAGCAUGUUGCUGGCCCUGUUCGCCGGUGGCGAAGGCUACCGAGUGGAAGAAAACAAUGGGUGUCUGAUGCUGGGUUGGCACACUCGUCCACUCAUUGCUACCUCUGCAUGGCAACUCGCCGGUAAAGCUACAUUAGCCCAUUGAGUCAACUCAGCGAGUCCGUUAAUCUCGUUUCCGAUUUCAGCCCCCGCCCACCAUGACUUUAGUGGACUGGGUCUCUGUCAAUGGGUUCUGCUGAGCUGGGUGGCUCACCCCUGACACAGACCGAGUGAGACCCACCACUCCGGACCUCAAGUCCCUGUCUCCUCCAUCUUUUCUUUUCCAAUCCCCCCCCUCUCUCUCUCUCGCCUUUCCUUUAGGUAUUUUUCUUAGCUAUUUGAUUUCUCCAUUUGUUUUGUUUGGUUUUUCUUUUUCUUUUUUGGGUGAAAUCUUUUUUGUAAUUUUCAGGUUGAAUCAAAAGUUAUCGUCUAUUAAUGUUUGUAAGUUUAAAUAUAUACUAUAAUAGCUUAGCUUUGUGAUGAUAUAAAGUUUAGAACUUUUUUAAUGAGUGAUUGGUGUUGUGCAAGAA
Juglans regia (Persian walnut) is the source of this 2440-nucleotide messenger RNA. Its product is annotated as DELLA protein GAIP. Gene Ontology annotation, molecular function: sequence-specific DNA binding; DNA-binding transcription factor activity. Gene Ontology annotation, cellular component: nucleus. Lineage: Eukaryota; Viridiplantae; Streptophyta; Magnoliopsida; Fagales; Juglandaceae. The transcript has a single exon. The record is from RefSeq and is a predicted model, not a curated record. Bases 175 to 2016 code for a protein of 613 amino acids. Gene Ontology annotation, biological process: response to abscisic acid; salicylic acid mediated signaling pathway; hyperosmotic salinity response.